Messenger RNA from Paramecium primaurelia, 556 nucleotides. The record is from the annotation of a GenBank genome assembly. NCBI's taxonomy places the organism in Eukaryota, Ciliophora, Oligohymenophorea, Peniculida, Parameciidae.
AAUGAUAGAGUCUUUCAAAUAACAAUGUGAGCAGAUUUAUUCUGAAAACUAAGAAAGUAACAUCUGAUAUCAUAUUGUAGUUAUAAAAUAGUUAAACAAACUUAAGCAAAGUACAUUAGAAAAUAAUCAAGAAAUAUUGAAAUUACAAAAUCUAGUUAAAGGAGUUGAAUAAGAAUAUUAGCCAAUUCGUGAUAAAAUAUAAUCAAUUAAAGAUUAAUUCUAAGAUUCAGAACUCAAUAAAUAAGUAAUAUAUGAUUCCUUUGAUGAACUUGAAAAUAUAAUUAUUCGUUAGAUUGCUGAAUAAUUUAAAUUAAACAAAAAGUCAAAAAAGACAUAAAAAAAGGAAUCACCUUAAAUAGGAAAAAUUAAUAAUGAAAAUGAUUAAAACACAAUCAAUCUAAGAAAAAGAACAAUUAAGUAAUAAAACAUUGAUGAAAAUUCUGAAAUAAGUGAAUCAAGUGAACCAAUAAAAGCAUAAAAAAAGAAAGUUAAAACUAAUUUUGAAGCCUUAGAUAAAGCUAAUUGUCUAAUUAACGAAAUAUUUAAUUUUAAUUGA